AUGCAUCUAUCGCCAGUAUGGUACCAGUUCCUGGUAGGCGUUUUUGCCUCUCUUGGAUCAUUCCUAUACGGAUAUGAUCUGGGGGUCAUCGCCGAGGUAAUUAUCUGCGAGUCAUUCAAAUCCAAGUUCGCCGCAAACGACACGGAAACGGGUUUGGUUGUUUCGCUAUUCACAGCCGGCGCAUGUGUCGGUGCCGGUUUUGCUGGCCCCAGUGGUGACCACUUAGGCAGACGACGGACUAUCUCUUUGGGAUGUUUGGUCUUCACCAUUGGAGGUGGCCUGCAAACUGGCGCGAGAACGAUUGACUACCUGUAUAGUGGACGAUUCCUUGCUGGAUUUGGCGUCGGCUUUCUCACGAUGAUGAUUCCUCUCUACCAAGCCGAGAUCUGUCAUCCUAAAAUCCGUGGUCGAGUGACGGCCCUGCAGCAAUUUAUGCUGGGAGUUGGAGCGCUUUGUGCCACAUGGAUUGGAUACGGAACAUAUACCGGCUUCUCAGAGGAUAAUUCUUCACAAUGGCAACUGCCUCUUGGUUUGCAGAUUGCCCCUGCUGUGUGCUUAGGUCUUUUGAUCUCUUUCUUUCCCGAGUCGCCUCGCUGGCUCAUUGACCACGGCCGGCCCGAAGAUGGAUUACGUACCUUGGCGAAGCUGCAUUCACAUGGGAACGAAAACGAUGCCUGGGUUCGGGCAGAGUUUGCUCAAAUCCAGGAGAGCAUCACAUUCGAGCAUGAGAAUGAGGCCAAGUCGUAUGUCGAGCUAUUGACCAACCGCUCUUCGUUCCGUCGGCUAUUCCUCUGUUGUGCCCUGCAGGCUUCUGUUCAGAUGACUGGCGUAUCCGCCAUCCAAUACUAUUCGCCCGAGAUUUAUGGUCAAAUCGGUAUUUCAGAGGAAGAUACUCUGAAGUAUCAGGCAAUCAAUUCAAUCAUUGCGUUGAUAGCGCAGUUCCUGUGCAUGAUGUAUAUUGAUCGUUUUGGCCGGCGCUGGACUUUGAUCGCUGGAAAUCUCGGCAAUAUGGUGACUUUCAUCGUGGCAACUAUCCUGCUAGCAAAGUUCCCUCCGACGACGAAUAACAGCGGCGCGCAUUGGGGCUUCAUCAUCAUGACUUGGCUGUAUAAUUUCUCAUUCUCGGCAACUUGCGGUCCCCUGUCCUGGAUCAUUCCAGCCGAAGUAUUUGAUACUCGCACACGCGCUAAGGGUGUCUCGAUUGCCACCAUGCUCUCGUUCGCCUUCAACACGAUGAUUGGCCAGAUCACCCCUAUCGCAAUGACAAAUAUUGGCUAUCGAUUCUACUUCAUUUUCGUCAUCUGCAACUUUACCAAUGCGGUCUUCUUCUGGCUCCUGCUUCCGGAGACCAAGAGGGUGCCUCUCGAAGAAAUGAACCAAAUGUUUACAAAUGCGCCAUGGAUUGUGCCAGGAAGUCGUAGGGAAGAGUAUAUGACACAUGAUCUAGAGCGGAAACUUGAAGAACAGGAAGUGAAGCAAAACGCGCUGCAUGUUCAGUAG
Messenger RNA from Penicillium paradoxum, 1500 nucleotides. Its product is annotated as sugar porter family MFS transporter. The record is from RefSeq and is a predicted model, not a curated record. Gene Ontology annotation, cellular component: membrane. Gene Ontology annotation, biological process: transmembrane transport; carbohydrate transport. The transcript has 7 exons. Gene Ontology annotation, molecular function: carbohydrate:proton symporter activity. Bases 1 to 1500 code for a protein of 499 amino acids. Lineage: Eukaryota; Fungi; Ascomycota; Eurotiomycetes; Eurotiales; Aspergillaceae.